This is a messenger RNA of Linnemannia hyalina, 3951 nucleotides long. The record is from the annotation of a GenBank genome assembly. Lineage: Eukaryota; Fungi; Mortierellomycota; Mortierellomycetes; Mortierellales; Mortierellaceae.
AUGAAUACCUUGACUCCUUCAAGGGCAAGAACACAACAAAGGGUCUCGAACGACCUUCACAGCAACACCAACAACUACUCCUCACCCGCCCGCGGCAAGGCGACGACUACCCCACCACUCUACACCACAGUUGACAACCUCCUCCUCCCAGGGGUCAUUGGCGCAACAGUCGAAGGACCCAAGACUCCAAUCCGGUCACCCAACGCAAAGAGAGUCCUCGACUUUUUCCCUCACGCCAACAGCAACAACGGCCCUUUCAAGAACAGGAUGUCCUUCACUUCCUCCCCAUUUGCCGUUCCACAAUCACGGAGAGCCAAUGGCAAUUAUAUCGACACCGAGGUUGCCCUUGAAAGACCGUCGUCUCUUGGCUUUGGUCAAGGUACACCCAGGAAUAACGGCGACAUUCCCCAAACGCCACAAGGAAAGCAGUACAGAAAGGCAUUUCGACCCCAUGAUACCCCUAUUGCUGGCUCCAAACGCCCGCAGAACAGCGACAGUGUCGACAAUCUCAGGAACGGUGGUAGCAACGGAAGGACAUCAGAUGGCCUCACCUCCUAUUUAUAUCAACCUUCUCCUUUUGUGGACGAUCAAGUCGACGACCGUGCAAGUCCUGUGAGUGCUCUCGGUCACAACAACCACGACUACGCUGAGGACGAUGACGACAACGGAAACCAGCCUCGUUCAGCCAACUUCCGCAGUCGUCAGGAGACUGACCGAACACUAAACGACCAAGUCGAGCACACAGAGGAUCACCAGCUCUAUUUGAAUGAGAGGCAUCAAUUCGACAACGUGGAGGAUGAGAGGGACGAUGCACCUCAUGACGAGCUCGAACAUGAUGCCUACGAGAAUGAUGAUGAAGGGCUCGACAUCGGUGAGCAGGAAGAUGAAAUAUAUCCCCACGAGCGGCUUCGAGGCAACAGCUACGACGAUGCAGCGUUAGACGACCAAAGCGACGAGUCCUUGGACGAGCGCGAGAUUGCAGAGCUCAAGCGGGAACAGGAACAAUUGGGAUUCAUCAAGCGGUGGGCACAUUUGCUGCGAAAGCAGCGCGAUGAGUUUGGCUGGGGCAACUCGAAGCAACAGGACGGCUAUCCCAGCGAAGGCUCCGAUGUUGAUUCCGACACCUCGUUCACCAGUGCUCGAGUUCGCAGGGAACCGUAUCAAAGGAAGAAGACUCCCGUCCCCUCGCGAUUGAGCAAAGUCGUCGCCGCCCCAACUUCCGCUUCAAAACCGCCUUCACCCGAGCCAAGAUCGCCUACGCCGCAGCCAGAAUUGCUUCGGUCCUCCCAACCAACAUCUCCUCGGUCUCAGCCUACGCCUUCUCGGUCACAAGCAACGUCUCCCAGGUCUCCCAGCAAAUCUCCAUUCAAUGUUCCCUCGAUGAGACAGUUUGAUUCUGGUAUCGGACUCGACGGCUCUCAGGAAUUUGAUGACGAGGCUGAGCUUCUGGAAGAAUUGCUCGAGGAAGAGGCUGAGGAGGAAGAGGAGGAAGAGGAGGAAGAGGCAGACUUUAUAAGGCAUACAAGUGCGGAGGAAAAGGACCCGGUUGUGUUGGAUGCUUACCGACCUCUAGAACGACGCAUCACACCCUCUCCACGACCAUCAAGUCGCGUUAGCGCCUUCAAGGAGGAGGAAGAUGAGCGGCCGUACAUCACUGAGCGCUAUGGCCACCAUUCCGACACUUCUGAUUACGAGAGCGACACGGAGCGUCGGUCGAGAUACGGUGUGAAUCUGCGGACGAAGAACCCGAUCGAGCCUCGAUACAGUUGGCACUACGAGACCCACUCGCCAUUAUAUCAGUCUACCGAAGCCUCGGCCUCUGCACGCGUCUACCCCUGGCAUGUUGUGGGACAUGCGGUUGAGGGCUACUUGGACACCCUUCAGCACAUUUACCAUUCUCUCACGACAGCAUUGGAGUUCUUUGCAUGGACAGUCCUUUCGUGGGUCUCGUUCAUCCUUCUGUGGCCAUGGUCACAAAGGCAUACUGUCUGGAAGACUGGAGAGUCUUGGGUUCGGACUGGUAUCGCAUCUGGACUGUUGCGACCAGGCACUCUUUUUGGCGUCGCUCUUCUUGGACUCGCUGUCUGGGCCAGCCACAAGUUUGGAUACGAGGGCGUUUCAGGAUUCAAGGACGGACGAGCUUGUAACAACGAGACUGUCGUGCCAAGUCCAAGUCGGGGACCUGGGUUGAGGGAGAUUGUGUCGAGCACAUGGGAUAGGAUAUCUUGGCCAAGUACACCGGAACGGGAUGGACGCUCUCACGUCAGCAACCCACGCCAAUGGUUCGAAUGGGUCCCAAGUAUUCCUUCUGUCGAAAAGUGGAUCCCAUCCCGCAAGACCAGCAAGCCUUCACCAUCGCCGUCGAGCACUAUUCAGAUCCCAACAGAACAGAUCCAGUCCUUGGAGGAGCUCGAGUCAAGGAUUGAGUUGAUUCAGAAGGCGCUGGUAGACCUCGGCCACGCGGAUGAUCGAUUAGACAAGGACCUACGCUCAAAGCUGGAAGGAAUGUCCGUCUGGGUCUCGGGUGUUGAACACACGCUCAAGGGUGUCGAACACAAGGUCAACAAAGUCUCGAGCGAGGUCGAGUCGCUGAAGAAUUACGUCAGCGACGGUCGGUGGAUCGAGCAAACGGUGCUGGAGCUGGUUCGGGACGAGAUCCCAAGACAUUUGGUGGUCGCCAGGGACCCUCGGACGGGUAAACUGUCAAUCCCGAGCGAGUUCUGGGAUACUGCCCGCGAAUUGUUUAUGACUUCGGAUCAAGUUCAACAAUCCAUCAAGGAUCAAGUGGCGCUUCUCGACCAGGACUCGGACGACCAACAGGAGGACGACUCCUCUUCUAGCAGAUGGUCCUGGGGCUCUUCGCGCGGGAAGAAGAAAUCUGGCAAGGCGAUUGGUUGGGAUGACUUCUUGCUUGAGAAUGAGAAGGCGAUGGGCUCGUUUGUUGAGGGUAGGAUGUCGAAGGUCUCGAGAACCGUCUUUUUGAGUCUGCUCAGGACUGAGGCGAACUUGAUUUGGCAGAGUCUGGAACGGAAUGUCGUCGCGUUAUUGGAGAAGCAAGGCAAGCUGGAGGGCAAAGCCGCGCCUGGCAGGGGUGGCUACGACUCGUCUAAUUCGGCCAACAGCAACAACAACAACCUUGAACGGGCCUUGACGGACAUUGAGCGAGAUCUCAUUUCAGGAUUAAUCGACAAGGCGCUGGAGAAGUACUCUGCCGAUGCCCUGGCCAAGCCCGACUAUGCCCUGCACUCAGCGGGUGGUAGGAUCAUCCCUCGACUCACCUCGCCCAAUUACUUUCACUAUGUGGAACCCACCCUGCUGGGUCGACUUGGCGCACGGUUUUUUAUCCCCUUGCCUCGGCGUGAGAAACCGGCAGAGAAGGCGAUCGAGCCCGACAUGCAUGCUGGAGAGUGCUGGGCCAUGGAUGGACAAGAAGGACAGCUGGCGGUUCGACUUGCACGGAAGAUUGUGAUCACAGAGGUGACCAUCGAGCAUGCGGAUCCGUCGGUUGUUUUGGACUUGGGUAGUGCUGCCAGAGAGAUUGAGGUCUGGGGAUUGAGAGGUCGGGACGACGCGGCGCCCGUUACGCCUCAGUCGUCACGACCACAUGUUGAGCCUUCAAGCACAGCUUCAGCCAACAAGCAGGAGCAAGAAAAUAAGCAGGAGAUCAAGGCAGGCGAUCGAUGGCGCGAAGGAGCGCCCUGGCCAGGAUCGACUCUUUUGACAACCAUCGAGUUCAACGCCAACACAACAAUAGCCAGCAACAUCGACGCCGACGCGUCAGAAAAGCCAAAGUCACGUCAGACAUUCUCGAUCCCCUUGUCCAAGCAGACCGUGCCUUCUGUAGGAGCCGUUUUCCGGAUCAAAUCGAACUGGGGCCAUCCCAAGAUGACAUGUGUCUACCGCGUUCGCGUCCAUGGAUACGAGCUUACUGAUACUCUCGAACAGCAGUAG